AUGGUGCAGAUGAAGAGUGACUUGAUCGCGGUCGCCAGCAACGAAGACGAAAUCCACCGCGAGGCGACGACGAACCUAUUCAAAUCCUUCCAGUACGUCAACCCUACGGGCGCAAAGCUAACCCCCGACUACGUCCUUCGAGGUGAUCCUUACGUUCUUAAAGCUCUUAUGCACCCUCGCCCUCCCGCUGACGUAAUUAAGGUUGAAUCAUACGGCGUACCAUACGACCCCGCCUCACAGGGACGUCAUCGGACCGACGACUACAGUGCCGCCGUCAAGACACAGGAGUUCACUCGCAUCAAGACAGAAGCGUUAGGUCGUAUCACAGCAUGGACAAAGCUUGGAACUAGGAAGAGAUAA
Molecule: messenger RNA, 360 nt
Organism: Cladophialophora immunda
Lineage: Eukaryota; Fungi; Ascomycota; Eurotiomycetes; Chaetothyriales; Herpotrichiellaceae
Exons: 1
Coding region: 1-360 (119 amino acids)
Source: RefSeq, a predicted model, not a curated record